AUGCCGGGCAUGGUGCUCUUCGGCCGGCGCUGGGCCAUCGCCAGCGACGACCUGUUCUUCCCGGGGCUGUUCGAGCUGUUCCUGCGGGCGCUGUGGUGGGUCGGCAUCCUGGCCUUGUACCUCCGGUACCGCGGGAAGCUGGACUGUGCUCGGGGGACCCUGCUCAGCAACUACAUGGUAGUGCUCAUGGUGCUCCUGGCGGUGAUCAUAUGUACCAUGAUGGCCAUCGUGUGCGUGAGCACGAGAGGAACCAUCUUCAACCCCGCGCCCCGGAAGUCCAUGGCGACGCUGCUGUACAUCCGCCUGGCGCUCUUCCUGCCCGAGAUCGUCUGGGCCUCCCUGGGGGCCAUGUGGGUGGCAGAGAGCACUCAGUGCGACAAGAUAGUGGUGAGCGCCAUCAUCGUCACCGUCGUGGUCAGCUGGAUGAUCAUCGGCUCCACGGCGGUCACCAUUUUCGUUGUCUUCGACCCGCUGGGGCGGAAGGUGGCGCCGUACUCCUCUGCCGGCCCCACCUAUGACCCCGAGGCGAGCCAGUUCCUCAGCGGCCUCCGGACGGCGGCUGCCAGCGUGUGGGAGAAGAGAAUGAGGCUGCUGUGCUGCUGUGUGGAGCGGGAUGACCAGGCGCGCAUGGCCUUCUCCAGCACGGCCGAGCUCUUCUCCACCUACUUCUCCGACACAGACCUGGUGCCCAGUGACCUCGUGGUGGGCCUCACCCUCCUCCACCAGCAGCAGGACAGAGCCAGGAGCAGCCAGCCGCCGAAGGAAGUGGUCAGCCACUCCCCAGGGUCCUCCCAGGAGGAUGGCCUGGACACGGAGCUGGAGAACUGCCGCCACUACAUGCCGAUGGCGGCCGCUGCCUACGGCUGGCCCCUCUACAUCUACAGGAACCCCUUCACGGGGCUGUGCAGGGUCGGGGGCGACUGUUGCAGGAGCAGGACCACAGAGUUCGACGUGGUGGGCGGCGAGCAGCCGCAUUGCCAUUCGGGCUCCGUCCUGCGGAUGACAGGGCUCCAGCACAGCGACUUCAUCCACAUGAGCUUCCACGACAAGGUCUACGAGCUGCCCUUCCUGGUGGCUCUGGAUCACAAGAAGGAGUGCGUGGUGGUGGCCGUGCGGGGGACCAUGUCUCUGCAGGACAUUCUCACCGACCUGUCCGCAGAGACCGAGAACCUGGAGCUGGGGUGUGAGGUGCAGGACUGCGGGGCACAUAAGGGGAUGACUCAGGCUGCCAAGUACCUGUACCGACGCCUCAUCACCGACGGGAUCCUGACCCAGGCCUUCAGCGCUGCUCCUGAGUACCGGCUGGUGGUUAUCGGGCACAGCCUGGGAGCGGGCGCUGCAGCCCUGCUGGCCAUCAUGCUCAGAGGCUCCUACCCCCACGUCCGGUGCUACGCCUUCUCGCCGCCCAGGGGGCUGCUGAGCAAAUCCCUCUAUGAAUACUCUCAGGACUUCACCGUGUCCCUGGUCGUGGGCAAGGACGUGGUCCCCAGGCUGAGUGUGACCAACAUGGAGGACUUGAAGAGGAAGAUCUUGCAGCUGAUUGCCCGCUGCAACAAGCCCAAGUACAAGGUUUUGCUGCACGGCUGCUGGUUCGGGCUGUUCGGAGGGAGCACAGAUGACCUUCCAACAGAGCUGGACGGGGACGACCACAGGGACCUGACCCUACCGCUUCUUGGGGAGCAGAGCCUGCUGACACACAAGCCCCCCGGAUACAGGUCCACCGACUCCCCCGAGGGGUCCCCCACCAAGUACCCCCCUCUCUACACUCCCGGCAGGAUCAUCCACCUGGAAGAAGAGGGGGCUUCAGGGAGGUGGUGUUACUCCGCUCGGUACACGGCCAGGUGGUCACACGAGUCAGAAUUCAGCGAAAUCCUCAUCGGCAGAAAGAUGCUCACAGACCACUUUCCGGACGUCAUGAUCAAAGCUUUGGACAGGGUGGUGUCCAACAGGGAGGCCUGCGUUUCCUGUCCCACCCCAGGAGGCUCUGCGUAA
Molecule: messenger RNA, 1992 nt
Organism: Pipistrellus nathusii (Nathusius's pipistrelle)
Lineage: Eukaryota; Metazoa; Chordata; Mammalia; Chiroptera; Vespertilionidae
Source: the annotation of a GenBank genome assembly